Molecule: messenger RNA, 2785 nt
Organism: Castor canadensis (American beaver)
Lineage: Eukaryota; Metazoa; Chordata; Mammalia; Rodentia; Castoridae
Gene: Nop58
Product: NOP58 ribonucleoprotein
Cellular component (GO): box C/D methylation guide snoRNP complex; small-subunit processome
Molecular function (GO): snoRNA binding
Source: RefSeq, a predicted model, not a curated record
UUUUCAUACCCCUCCCGACUCCUGCCCCGCCGCUCCUGUGGCGGGAACAUUCCGGAAGUGACGGCUAGUUCUGCGCAGUCUUCUACAGGAAGGACGUCAACAUCCCAGAAUCCUUGGAGAAGGCGAAGCGGAAUCUGGCGUUUCCGGUGCCGAGCUGUGUGGAACGUCUAGGCAGCGUGGUUUGGUUCAUUUACGGGAAGACGUACACGUUUGUUCUUUGAGGGCCGUGGCCUUGCCGGCCUUUUGUGGCUACAGUUAGCUUUUUCGCCCUAGCAUAAGAGCUAAAGGUGGACCGCACGGCGCCCUGAUCCGGCCUCACCAUGUUGGUGCUGUUUGAAACGUCGGUUGGCUACGCCAUCUUUAAGGUUCUAAAUGAGAAGAAACUUCAGGAGGUUGAUAGUUUGUGGAAAGAAUUUGAAACUCCAGAGAAAGCAAAUAAAAUAGUAAAGCUAAAACAUUUUGAGAAAUUUCAGGAUACAGCAGAAGCAUUAGCAGCAUUCACAGCUCUGAUGGAGGGCAAAAUCAAUAAGCAGUUGAAGAAAGUUCUGAAGAAAAUAGUAAAAGAAGCCCAUGAACCUCUGGCUGUAGCUGAUGCUAAACUAGGAGGGGUCAUAAAGGAAAAGCUGAAUCUCAGUUGUAUCCAUAGUCCUGUUGUUAAUGAGCUUAUGAGAGGAAUCCGAUCGCAAAUGGAUGGAUUAAUCCCUGGAGUAGAACCACGUGAAAUGGCGGCCAUGUGUCUUGGAUUGGCCCACAGCCUGUCUAGAUACAGAUUGAAAUUUAGUGCUGAUAAAGUGGACACAAUGAUUGUCCAGGCAAUUUCCUUGUUGGAUGACUUGGAUAAAGAGCUGAACAACUAUAUUAUGCGGUGUAGGGAGUGGUAUGGCUGGCAUUUCCCUGAACUAGGAAAAAUCAUUUCAGAUAAUUUGACGUACUGCAAAUGUUUACAGAAAGUUGGCGAUAGAAAGAACUAUGCCUCUGCCACACUUUCUGAAUUGCUGCCAGAGGAAGUGGAAGCUGAAGUGAAAGCAGCUGCAGAGAUAUCUAUGGGAACAGAGGUUUCUGAAGAAGAUAUUUGCAACAUUCUGCACCUUUGCACCCAGGUGAUUGAAAUCUCCGAAUAUAGAACACAACUGUACGAAUAUCUACAAAAUCGAAUGAUGGCCAUUGCACCCAAUGUUACAGUCAUGGUUGGGGAAUUAGUUGGAGCACGGCUUAUUGCUCAUGCAGGUUCUCUUUUGAAUUUGGCCAAGCACGCAGCUUCUACAGUUCAGAUUCUUGGAGCAGAAAAGGCUCUGUUUAGGGCUCUCAAGUCUAGACGAGAUACCCCUAAAUAUGGUCUCAUUUAUCAUGCUUCACUAGUAGGCCAGACAAGUCCUAAGCACAAAGGAAAGAUUUCUCGAAUGCUGGCAGCCAAAACUGUUUUGGCUAUCCGUUAUGAUGCUUUUGGUGAAGAUUCCAGUUCUGCAAUGGGGGUUGAGAACAGAGCCAAAUUAGAGGCCAGAUUGAGAACCUUGGAAGACAGAGGGAUAAGAAAAAUAAGUGGAACAGGAAAGGCAUUAGCAAAGACAGAAAAGUAUGAACACAAAAGUGAAGUGAAGACUUACGAUCCCUCUGCUGACUCCACGCUUCCAACCUGUUCUAAAAAACGCAAAAUAGAAGAGGUAGAUAAAGAUGAUGAAAUCCCUGAAAAGAAAGCAAAGAAAUCCAAGAUUAAAGUUAAAGCCGAAGAAGAGGAAGAGGAAGAAGAACAAGAAAAGGUACUUGUAGUAGAAGAGGAAACAUCUAUAAAGAAGAAGAAGAAAAAGGAUAAAAAGAAACAUAUUAAGGAAGAACCACUUUCUGAGGAAGAACCAUGCACUAGCACAGCAAUUCCUAGUCCAGAGAAAAAGAAGAAAAAGAAAAAAAAGAGAGACAAUGAGGACUAAUAGAAGGACACCAUAAUUGUCUGUCACCUGGACACGUCAUGCUUAAGAUCCAGUUGGGAUAUCCCAGAAGUGCCCUGUCAAGGACAGGUUGAGAGAAACAGUGACUGGUCAUCUAUAGCUUUUCAAACCUUUUUUGUGUCUUGACAUUCACCUCUCAACCUUAUUAGGUCAUCAUUUCUUAAGGUCUUUGAUAUACAAAUAAAAGUAUUUUCUUUAUAUUUUGAGGCAAUUCUGUGAUCUCUUUACAUUUUAAGUAGAGACUCUUUACCCUUUCUAUAUUUUGUUCACCAUCUGAUGGUUAUUCUUUUUUAUAGUUAUUACUAGAAAGUGAGUUGUUAAUAGUUAAUUUGGAACUUUAGCCUUUUGGAAGGCAGUGAUUAAUUAGAUGGACCAAUUUAAGAAAACUUACUGUGUUUCUCUUUAUUUUUUUGGAAAAUUUUCCUUUUGUCUUUUUCUGCCUCUGUAUUUAAAUAAAGAUUUGUUCGAUUUUUAAAGAUUUUGGUAUCUUUCAAAAAGGAAGAAGACCUGUAUAUUAUUUUAUUCACUAUUCUAAAAAUGUGUGACAUAAUCUUAAUUUAGAUCCUUAUUAACUUGUUUUUUGUGUUUUUGUUUUUUUUUUUUUUUUUUUUUAAUUUAUGGUGCCGGAGAUUGAACCGGGGCCCUGUACUCUGCCACUGAUCUACAACCCCAGUUGUAGAAAUAAAACCAUCUAUUGUAAUUGUAUUCUAAAUUCCAUUUCCCAGAUUUACUACAGAAAAAUGAGUUUGCUCUAAAGGUGGAAAAGAAUAUAAUUUGCUACAGUCUGGCAUUUUUUGUAUUUUUAGGGUUCACUCUUUGUCCCAAUUUUGUUUUCAAAAGAA